AUGGCCGAUGAUGCGCCCGGUUCGCAAGAGCUGACGCUCGCCGAUGACGCGGCGACCGGGAAAGUCAGCUCCGCGCCGUCGAGGAGCGGACAGGGCGAGGCCAGUGCCCCCGAGCCUCUGACGGCCGUGCAACGCUGGCGCAACAUCGCGUUCCUCUCCGUCGGCUGGUGCGUUGCGGUCAGCGUUCUCUUCAUUCAGGUCUCGAACACGCCGGGUGUUGUCCUACGCCUCACCGGCAGCCGCGGCCUCGCCACGCUGUCCUUCGGCAUCAUGAUCUGCAUGGGCGCCGUCGCGUGCCUGCCCGGCGCCGCCACGAUGCACCGCUACGGCCGCCGCUACACGUACCUCGCGGGCGGCCUGGUGGCGCUCGGCGGCGCAGUGCUCCAGUGCUUCGGCAUGGACAGCGAGAACGAGGGGCUCCUCAUCGUCGGCUCCGUCCUUCAGGGCCCGAUGUACGGCCUCGCGAACAGCCUGCGGUUCGCGUCCGCGGAGUUCGCGCUUCCCCACGAGCGCCCGCGCGCACUGGCCGCGCUCGUCGCCGGCGCGCUGUUCAGCGCCGUCACGGGGCCCGAGCUCGCGCGCCGCGCCCGCGACAUGAUCGACGGGUCGCCGACCACCGGCGCCUACGUCAUCGCGUGCAUCCUCUACGUCGUGCAGAUCGUCUCCGUCUGCUUCCUUGUUCAGUGGCAUCGCGUUCCGCGGAAGAAGGAGCUGCCGGUCGGCGCGCCGCCGGAGCCCGCGAAGCCCGGGCAGGACCCCGUGCGCGCGCCGAGGCCCUACGCGGCCGUCGUGACGCACUGCCUCACGUCGGUCGACUUCGUGCUGGCCAUGGGCGCGGCGGCGUGGGCCUUUGGGUGGAUGGCGUCGCUCAUGGGCGCGACGCCGGUGCUGAUGAGCUCGAACGGGCGGUCGCGCGACGACUCCACGACCGUGCUCGAGGUCCACCUGAUCAGCAUGUUCCUCCCCGGGUUCGUCUCCGGCCGCACGGUGCAGAAGUUCGGCGCGCUCAACAACCUCUUGUUCGGGUUCCUCGUGCUCGCGGCCGGCACGGGGGUGUACUUCGUGCCCGACGCAGAGUGGAUGUACUUCGUCGCGCUCGUGCUGCUGGGCGUGGGGUGGAACUUCGCGUACGUCGCGGCGUCGGUCCUGGGCACGCAGUACGUGGCACGGCAGAAGGCCGCGCCGCGCGACGUGGUGAUGAUGCAGGGGCUGUUCGACACGGGCGUGCUCGCGGUGAUGUCGACGGGCACGAUGAGCGUUGGGUACGCCAUCGACGGCAUCGGAAAGGACAGUACUCUGGGGUACUUUAUGGCCAUCGGGGGGGUCGCUACGAUCGUGGCGCUCGGGCUGGCGGUGGCGCUGUGGGUGCGGAGGCCGGGGACGGAGGCGGAGGCGGGGGCGGAGGGUGGCGCGCGGGAGAAGGCGUAA
Messenger RNA from Pedinophyceae sp. YPF-701, 1428 nucleotides. The record is from the annotation of a GenBank genome assembly. NCBI's taxonomy places the organism in Eukaryota, Viridiplantae, Chlorophyta, Pedinophyceae.